Messenger RNA from Cajanus cajan (pigeon pea), 1219 nucleotides. Its product is annotated as LOB domain-containing protein 4. Lineage: Eukaryota; Viridiplantae; Streptophyta; Magnoliopsida; Fabales; Fabaceae. The record is from RefSeq and is a predicted model, not a curated record.
UCUUCUUGGUUCCUCCAUAGUCCAUAGACCAUAGUCCAUAGUCCUUAGUCCCUAUCCCCCACCACACGCCCUCUCUGUCUUUUCUCCUUUUCCUCAUUUCACUUUUAUUGACUUUGUUUUCAGCUAUAAAUCCUUCUUCUUCUUCUUCUUCUUCUACCGUUCUAGUGUGUGUCCUAUUAGACGUUGAUCCAUGAAAGAUGGUGGUAGGAAACAGGGUGCAGCCUCACCCUGUGCUGCAUGCAAGCUGCUUCGAAGAAGGUGCGCUCAGGACUGUGUUUUUGCUCCUUAUUUUCCUGCGGAUGAGCCUCACAAGUUCGCCAAUGUGCAUAAAGUCUUUGGUGCCAGCAAUGUCAACAAGAUGCUUCAGGACUUACCAGAGCAUCAGAGAGGAGAUGCAGUGAGCAGCAUGGUGUAUGAAGCAAAUGCAAGAGUGAGAGACCCUGUUUAUGGCUGUGUUGGGGCCAUUUCUUCUCUUCAGCAACAGAUUGAUCUCUUACAGACCCAAUUGGCUGUGGCCCAGGCUGAGGCUGUGCACCUUAGGGUUCGACAAACUGCAUCCUUCUGGAACCCAGGGCCCACUAGCCCAACCAAUAGUGGCUCUCCAUCAUCCAAGAUCAUUGAAUCACAGCCCAAGCCCAUUUUUGAUAUGGACAUGGUGGUGGACCAGACCACCUAUGGUGAUUCAAUCUGGUGAUCCAUGCUAGUACUUCAUUUAAUAGUAAUAUAAGUAUACCUACUUAGAUCAUCAAAAGAUACAAACAAUUUAAGGAGGCAUUAUUUUAUCAAGUGAUGUCUUCUAUAUACUUUUACUUUAUUAGGUUUAUUAGGUUGAAGAGUGUUAGCCACAUAUUUUCUGAUACAUUUCUUUUAUUUAAUUUUUUAUUGUUGAUCAAAAUUUAUUGAAAAAUACAAAAUCACAAGUAAUUUUCAAUAAAUCUCAAUCAAUAAUAAAGAAUAUGUUUAAAAGAGUGUAUUAAAGAGUAUGUUGCUAACUUUGCUGGUAGGGUAGAAGUAGAACUAUAGAAGCAGUGGUGGCUGCGGCUGCGGCUGGGGCGGUGAGACCGAAGAGAGCUGUGGCGGAGGCCGUUCGCCCGCUUAAUUAAUUUGUUUGGAAAAUAGAUUUCUCAUUGAUGACAUGUUGUGUAUAUAUUAUUAUAUAUCUCUUUCACUUGACAUUGUGUGAAGGGUAAGCCUAUAUGGUUGGAUUGUGGACAAUUUG